GUGAAAUUAAACUUAACUCUGACUAUAAGGUGCAGCACAUAGCUUCAGCUCUCACGGUCACAACAGGGGACAAUUAACAGAUACGUGCAACUACACUAAAACAGCGAUGGAACGAGGACGAGGAGGGACUCGGAAGAUUCUGUUCCUGUUGACACUCUGUCUGCAAGACUUCACUGGUCAAUGCCAAGAUUCAGGGCAGCCCUCUGAACUAAGGAUUGUUCUGGUAGGGAAGACUGGAUCAGGGAAGAGUGGAACAGGAAACACCAUCCUGGGGAGAAAGUCGUUUAAAGAAGCCUUCUCCCCUGAGUCUGUCACUGAUCACAGUGAGAAACAGAGUGGAGUGGUGGAGGGCAGGAAGACUGAUGUCAUCGACACCCCGGGGCUCUAUGACACAACCAUGUCUCAAGAAGAGAUGAAAAGUGAGAUAGAAAAGGCCAUCUAUAUGUCAGUCCCAGGACCCCACGCCUUCCUGCUGGUGAUCAGACUGGGGAGGUUCACAGAGGAGGAGAGGAACACUGUGAAGUGGAUCCAGGAGAACUUUGGAGAAGAAGCCUCAAUGUACACCAUCAUUCUGUUCACCGGUGGAGACCAGCUGGAGGACAUAUCAAUGGAGGACUAUGUGAAUGAGAGUCAGGGGCUUAAGAAACUCGUCAAGGUCUUUGAGGGCAGAAAUCAUGUCUUCAAUAAUAAAAAGAAGAAUGACAACAAUCAGGUCACAGAGCUGCUGAAGAAGAUAGAUGAGAUGGUGAUGAAGAAUGGAGGACAACACUACACCAAUGAAAUGUACCAUGAGGUCCAUUGGAAAAUCGAAGAUGAGGAGGAGAGGAAGAAACAGGAAGAGGAGAAGAGAGAACAGGAGAAGAGGGAGAAACAGGAAGCGGAGAUCAGAAAACUGGAAGAGAAGGUGAGAGAGGAGGAGAGGAAGAAACAUGAGGAGAUCAGGAAACAGGUAGACGAGGCGAGAGAGGAGGAAAGGAAGAAACAGGAGGAGAUCAGGAAACAGGUAGACGAGGCGAGAGAGGAGGAAAGGAAGAAAGAAGAGGAGAGACAAGAGGAGAUGAGGAAGAAGAAGUCAAAGGACCUAUGGGGAAAAGUUGUGGGAUUGGUAGCAACUGUUGCCACAGCGGUGGUAGCAGGACCAGCAGCAAUUCCAGUUGGAGUUGCUGUACUUGCAAAAGAGGUAGCUGAAGAUCUAAUUGAACAUUUACAAGAUUCUCAGUAAGUAAAGAUGAGGAAGAGGUGGCAGUGUGAAGUACCACUCUCUUCCUCAUCUUAAUGUCAAGUAGUAGCAGUAGAUUAAUACUGUACAAUGACAACCAUCAGGGGUUGUUCAACACUUUCUAACAUGAUUAGUUAUAUAACAUGUUUAUUAUUCAGAGCAUCAGGGAUAAUAACAUAGGAGGCUGUUCAGAAAAAUGUGUACUCCCUCUAUCCUCCCUCCCUGGUCUGUGUACUCCCUCUAUCCUCCCUCCCUGGUCUGUGUACUCCCUCUAUCCUCCCUCCCUGGUCUGUGUACUCCCUCUAUCCUCCCUCCCUGGUCUGUGAACUCCCUCUAUCCUCCCUCCCCCGGUCUGUGUACUCCCUUUAUCCUCCCUCCCUGGUCUGUGUACUCCCUCUAUCCUCCCUCCCUGGUCUGUGUACUCCCUCUAUCCUCCCUCCCUGGUCUGUGUCCUCCCUCCCUGGUCUGUGUCCUCCCUCCCUGGUCUGUGUUCUCCCUCCCUGGUCUGUGUACUUCCCCUACCCUUUCUCCCUGGUCUGUGUACCUCCCCUACCCUUUCUCCCUGGUCUGUGUACUCCCUCUAUCCUCCCUCCCUGGUCUAUGUUCUCCCUUUACCCUCCCUGGCUCAGCACUAAGUAGAACAAUUAUUACUUCAGCAAUUACAAUAAAAUAACUUCUAUAUUAUAUAAUUGCAUUUUUGUAUGUGUUUAAUCCGGUUCAUACCAUGACAUCGUUGAAUACUCAUUUCUGAUUGGCUUGACGGGCAUUCUAGAGCAUCCAUUAUUUCCUGAUAUAUAAGUUAGAACUGUAUAUAACACACUGUAUAUUUGUAAGGUAGAACUCAAUAGCUAUAGUUCAUUCUUACAUGUUCUACGUUUGGCAUUGUUGAAUUCAAUUUUCAUAAUAGAAAGCUAUGACUGAUGUUUUGGUUAGAUAAACUAGCGAGUCUGUUUGUUUGGUUACCAAGGCAACUACAGUAGCUAGCUAAUAAACUUGCUAGCAACUUCA
Messenger RNA from Salmo salar (Atlantic salmon), 2227 nucleotides. RefSeq names its product GTPase IMAP family member 7-like. The record is from RefSeq and is a predicted model, not a curated record. Gene Ontology annotation, molecular function: GTP binding. Lineage: Eukaryota; Metazoa; Chordata; Actinopteri; Salmoniformes; Salmonidae.